AUGAGCACUUCGCGACGCCCGGGACCGUUAGGCGAGCAGGCGGCCAGCGCACUGGAGGCCAACUUGACGAACCUCGAGGGUCGACUUGAUGCACUGCUAGCCGCGUUCGAAUCGGCUCAAGAGCCCAACGAGGACGGCACUGUGGCACCACCGCCCGGUCAAGAUGCGAAGAAGCCGGACGACACGGUCCUCGCCAAAACCCCCAACUACGGAACCCAGAGCUCCGAGUCCAAGUCUCCCGAAGCGGCGAAGAAAGCCUAG
This is a messenger RNA of Colletotrichum lupini, 261 nucleotides long. RefSeq lists its product as uncharacterized. Bases 1 to 261 code for a protein of 86 amino acids. The transcript has 2 exons. The record is from RefSeq and is a predicted model, not a curated record. Lineage: Eukaryota; Fungi; Ascomycota; Sordariomycetes; Glomerellales; Glomerellaceae.